AUGUCCCUUUAAGAAUUUAAUAUUAUAAAAAAACUUGGAGAAGGAGCUUACAGUAAUGUUUACAAAGUUAAAAAAAUAAGUGAUAAUUAAGAAUAUGCUUUAAAAAAAGUUAAGCUUUUAAAUUUAUCAGAUAAAGAGAAAGAAAAUGCAUUAAAUGAAGUCAGAAUUCUCGCAUCAAUAAGGUCUAUAAAUGUAAUUGGCUAUAAGGAAGCUUUUUUAGACGAAGCUUCGAAUUCUUUAUGUAUUAUAAUGGAAUAUGCUAAUAAUGGUGAUUUAUACUAAAAAAUAGUAGAUGGUUAAAAAAAAGGUUAACUAUUACCAGAAAAUGAAAUAUGGGAAAUUUUUAUAUAAGUAGUUAAAGGUUUAAAAGUACUGCACAAAUUAAAAAUAUUCCACCGAGAUUUAAAAAGUGCAAACGUCUUUCUAACAAAAGAAGGAGUAGUAAAAUUAGGAGAUAUGAAUGUUUCAAAAGUUGCAAAAAAAGGUCUUCUUCAUACUCAAACAGGAACACCAUAUUACGCAAGCCCCGAAGUAUGGAAAGAUAAAUCCUAUGAUAGUAAAUCUGAUAUGUGGUCAUUAGGUUGUGUAUUAUAUGAAGUAACAACUUUAAAGCCUCCUUUUAGAGCUGAAGAUAUGGAAGGUUUAUACAAAAAAGUUAUAAAAGGACAUUAUCCGAAAAUCCCUUCUCAUUAUUCCUUAGAUUUGGCACAUAUAAUUCGUUUGUUAUUAUAAGUAUAACCUCAUUUGAGACCUUCAUAAUAUGCUUAUGGAAUCCACAGAAGAGAAUUGUGA
Molecule: messenger RNA, 792 nt
Organism: Ichthyophthirius multifiliis
Lineage: Eukaryota; Ciliophora; Oligohymenophorea; Hymenostomatida
Product: protein kinase domain protein
Exons: 7
Biological process (GO): protein phosphorylation
Molecular function (GO): ATP binding; protein kinase activity
Source: RefSeq, a predicted model, not a curated record